GCCGCAUCGUCCUGCUCCGGCCAGAGGACACGGAGGAGGCUGCAGCCAUGGAACAGCAUCUUCCCAUCAGGAGCACCGGAGAGGACGGGGCGGUGUCCCUGCCUGACUGAAGACUGAACCUACGUUAUGACUGAAUUAGAAGCCUCAGGGGUGGGGGAAAAUCCCCCACCCUACAUUAUCUUUGUGGUGGUCUUCCUCUUCUUCCUCACUGGACUGUUUGGCUUCCUCAUCUGCCACCUGCUGAAGAAGAAGGGCUACCGCUGCCGCACUGGAGACAUGGAAGAUGAAGAUGAGGAGGAGAAGCUUGGAGGAAAUUCCGACGAUGAGGAUGAAGAAAACCAGGACACAGUGGAACAGAUCCUCAAAUGCAUUAUUGAAAAUGAAGCUAACAUGGAAGCUUUCAAUGAGAUGUUUGGAAACCAAAAUGUCUGUGUGCGCCACGACCCCAGAUUGCGCAAGGAGUCCAUUGGUGGUGUUCCUUCCCAUCACCACACAGUCCACUCAGGCACCGACCACAACACCUGCCAUCUCUGUGCCCAGGUCCGAGCUAAAAAGGGCAGACGACAUAGUCGAACGCCACGCUUUAAACAACGACCUGGAGAGCAGACUGUCUUCUCUGUUGGCAGGUUCAGAGUGACCCACACAGAUAAGAAGCCUCACGGAAGUCCUAAUCCAAUGAUCAGUUCAGGGGACCAGCUGGACCAAUCCCAGGACAGUGAGGAGCGGAAGGAGGGCGGGUAUAAUCUGAGAAGCAUGUUCAAGGAUGCCCGACCACCUUCAGAGGGCUCCAAUGGGGUUGGCCCAAAUGUGGGGAAACGCAAGAAGAGUGUAACCAUAUUUGGGCUGAGGCGGGGCAGCGACCCCAUUGGCAUUAAAGGAGCAGAGGGGACAGUCAGGGAGACUGGAGGUUUUAGAUUCGCUAUUCAGAAGCAACCUGUAGUGCUGGAGGAACUGUCGCAGGCAGAGAACACUAGAGUCUCUCCUGAACGUGGUACUAAACCUGGUAUCAAACCUGAAACCGAGCCCUCAAAGAAUCAGUCACCUUCUUCACCUCAUCGUGAGGCUAAAACUUCAGGUUCCGUUAAUUCUCCCUCUUCUCAAAGUAAGGAUCAGGCCCGUGGCUCUAAGUCUACUCCAGAGGAUGGCUCUAAAGAUGGGCCCAGUCCUGAGCCACGUACGAACCUUAUGAUCAAACCUUCUGUUGGGACUACAGCAGCUUCUGUCCCCAGCUCUCUUCCCAUUCCAUCCUCUGUUUCAUCUGGACAGACAUUUAAAACAACAGAGAAACAAAGAGAUGAUAAGGUGUUAAACAAUCCAGAGGCAUAUGAUCCUGGGCCACUACAAACCUCUACACCCAUUGCCCCAAUGCCUGGAUCCAUUGCAGGUAUCACUCCUGUCAGUCCUACUGGCCAACCUGAACCCUAUUCUGGCUCUGGUCUUCCACUUACCCAAACCCCCUCCAACCCAAGCUCCAGCCCAGAUCCAGAAUCAGGCUUUGGUGCUAGCUUAGCUUUAAUAAGCUUAGGUUCAUCCCCUCCAUCUUUAGCCUCCUCACUAAAAACUCCUAUCUCACCCGUGGCAGUCACACCAAGCCCCAAACUAAGCUCAAAAAGUACACCAUCAGAGUCUUCAAAAACUGCCUUUUCUCCUGCCCUCACUCCAAGCCCCAAACUCCAGUCAGGCCAAGCGAUGUCUAGCGAAUCCCCUAUUCCAUCUUCAUCCUUUGGAAUAAGUGCUAGUCCAUUACAAGCCCAAACUUCCUUACCUGCUCUCACUGCUAGCCCCAAACUUGACACCAUGCCAGUAUCACCACAAAACCCCUCUUCUUCUCCAGCUGACCAAAACCCGUCCUUUGGAAGUUCUCCUCUUCUGAAUUUGAAGUCAGAAAGUGUGAUGUCUGAAAUUUCGAUGACCAAAGGGGAAAUGGUUUCAAGUCCAUUACCUCUAAAGGAACAAGAGGUGAAAGGAGCUGGAAUCAUGAAGACAGAAGAAAAGACAGAAAAAGUGAGGGUGGGGAUUCUCAAGAAAGCUGAACUUUCACCAGUUGAGGGAGAUUCUAAAGGCUCUGCCCUUUACUCUCCCACUGAUCAGCUUUCUAAAGACAGACUGAGCCAUUUGCCUUUGUCACCUUCCAGUCCACUGUCCCCCUCCUCACAAUUAGGGAGCAGAAUAAGUAGUGUGACCAUCAUCAAUGCCAGUCCUGAGAGCAAGAGAGAGUUCUCUGUUGUCACUAUGGUGGAGGAGAAAGAACCCUCUACUUCAGUAAAAGACCAGAAAGGAGAGACUUCUGAACUCAGGGAUGAAUCAGAAAAAGCAGGAAUUAGUCCAGCAGUUGGUCUUGGAGGAGAGGUUCAGGGUUCAGGUGUUGGACAAGCUGAAAAUCAAAGUAGAGGGCCUCCUGGAGCAGAGGUUAGGCCAAGGGCGAGCCAAGACAAGGACGAUAUGGUGGAGAUGGAAGAUAUUGGGGACUGCAAAGUGAUGCAGGUGUAAGAAGCAGAGAGGGUGAAGGAGGAGUUGGAGAAGAUGGUGAACACAAAACAGGACUAAUAGGCAGAGUCUAAUAGUGACAUGGUCCAGAGUUCAGCUUUGAUAAUCCAAAGAAAGAAGUGAUACCAAGGGGUACCACUUAGUGGACUAUAGGAAGGGAAAUGUAGUAAUAAUGAAAUUAAGUAAUUAUAAACACGGCUUUGAUUAUGUAACCACAGCUGUGAAAAUGUUGCAGUGAGACUGAACUGGCUGGUAAACUGACUAGUCAGCUGAUUGAUGAAAAAUCAUCAUAUAUACCACUGCUAGAUUGAAAGGAUGAUAUGAUAAAUGAUGCAUGUUUUACCCUUUUAACACAAAUCACUAAUACUUUAGUUUACAUCAUGGCUAAUCAUUUUGCAAACGAUGCCUUUGUGUUUUUUUGUUUUAAAUGUUUUUUUGUACUCUUAUUCCAUCCAGAGUUUAGAGCCAUGUUAGCGGCUCUGUGAGGCUGUAUGUAGCACCAUGGACAUCAGCGUUUGCGCAAAAUGCUAAUGUCAGUAUGCUAACAUACCCACAAUGACAAUAUUAACAUGCUCAAUUUUAAAAGAUGUUUCCAGUAUUGGAGAAACUGUGAUUUUGGCCUGAUUAGGGGGCUACAUGAAAAGUCAGAGGAUGACCAACACCAUUACUGUUACUCCUGAAGGAAACAUUACUGUCUGUACUAAACUGCAUGGCAAGAGUUAUGUUAGGAUGAAAUCCUUAUUUUUUUAUCCUAUAUUUCCCACACUUGCCUAUAUUUUGCAGAGGCUGAGUUUUCCUUUGACUAAAUAGUUUCACAUGUGACAAGCUGACUGCUUGGUUGGCUGAUAUAUAAAGGUGCUAAGAGCUGGCAAGUUCUAAUCUCAUCUAUUGAUCCUGCUGAUUGUGAAUCAAGAUUAACAGCACAAGCACAGGGGAGCAACAGUCGCUCUAUGGGCAGCUUGGCCAACAGAGAUAUAUCAGUUAAGUGAAUUCGCAGCAAGUUCAUGUAACUCUGUUUCAACCCAUGCUAUUCUGUUAAAGUUAAAGUUCCACUGACUGUCACACACCUGAGUGUGUGAAAUUUGUUCUCCGCAUUUGACCCAUCCCCUGAGGGAGCGGUGAGCAGCAGCGGUGCCGCGCUCGGGAAGCAUGUGGUGAU
Molecule: messenger RNA, 3646 nt
Organism: Epinephelus lanceolatus (giant grouper)
Lineage: Eukaryota; Metazoa; Chordata; Actinopteri; Perciformes; Serranidae
Source: RefSeq, a predicted model, not a curated record